Messenger RNA from Lutra lutra (Eurasian river otter), 1230 nucleotides. It is a transcript of the gene PRG2, whose product is annotated as proteoglycan 2, pro eosinophil major basic protein. The record is from RefSeq and is a predicted model, not a curated record. NCBI's taxonomy places the organism in Eukaryota, Metazoa, Chordata, Mammalia, Carnivora, Mustelidae. The transcript is spliced from 7 exons. Bases 449 to 1129 code for a protein of 226 amino acids. Gene Ontology annotation, biological process: immune response.
AAAGAGUGAAAAUGAGCAAGUGAUAGGUAUGCCUUUAAUCUUAAUAGAUUUAUUUCCCAAAUGCCUGUGGCAGUCCGCGGUCCCAUUAGUGAAGCAGAGGGGCUGUGUCUUCUGGAAAAGCUCCCUGGGAGAUUCUGAAGUGCGCCCCAGGACAAGAACCACCGGUUCCAGGCAGGCCCGGAACGGCCCUCAGGCUCCCGAAAGGGGUGUCAGGAGAGAAUCUGGAAGCAGAUGAGUGGGCUCUCCAGGGAAGUGAGGAAACACUUCUUAUCAGCCCUCCCAUUUCCUUCAGGCUGGGGAAACCCUCCUUUCUCUGGGGAACUUCCUCUGAGACCCCUCUAUAAAAUGUCAAAGGAGAGUCUGAGCUUUGUGAACCCCGCAGGAGCAGGAAGACCUCUGGGCAGACUCUGAGGGGCCCGUUCAGUACAAACCAAUAAAGAAAGCCGAGAUGAAAGUCCCCCUGCUUCUGGCUCUUCUACUGGGGACAGUUUCAACUCUCCAUCUGGGGACUCAGACGUCUAACUCUGAGAGCUUCAUAGGGGAUGAGGCCGUGCCUCAGGAUGGGGAGAUGCCAGAAAACGAGGCAAAGGAGGCCCCUCCAGGGGAGCUGACGCUGCUCAGGGAAGAUGAGGAGGAGUACUCUGGAAGUGAAGAUGCCCCUGAGGAGGAGGGGUCUGUAGAGUCUGCCCCCGCCCUGGAUGCAGAGGACGAGGAAUUUCAGUGCCCUAAAGAGGAGGACACAGUGAGCCUGGAGGACAGCCCUGGGUGCAAGAACUGUCCCCGAUUCCUCCUGGUGAGGAGGGUGAGGAGAUUUUAUUCAGCCCAGUUUAUUUGCCGGAGAUGCUACAGGGGCAACCUCAUCUCUAUCCACAACAUCUACUUCAAUCGCCGACUCCAGCGUUCAGUCAGCAGGCUCAACCAGGGCCAAGUCUGGAUCGGAGGCAGGAUCGUAGGCUGUGGUCGCUGGAAGCGCUUUUGCUGGAUGGAUGGCAGUCGCUGGGACUUUGGAUACUGGGCUGUUGGCCAGCCCCGAGCCAGGGGUGGCAGAUGUGUGGCCCUGUGUACCCAAGGAGGUCACUGGCGUCGCACUCAUUGCCGCAGGCACCUCCCCUUCAUCUGUUCCUACUGAGGGAGACCGAGCCAGGAGUCCGGAGCCACCCACUCCCGGGAAGCUGCCUCCCCUCCCCUGCCUGCUGCCCCUGUGUCCAGCCCCCAGCAAUAAAACUGCUU